Jatropha curcas is the source of this 909-nucleotide messenger RNA. NCBI's taxonomy places the organism in Eukaryota, Viridiplantae, Streptophyta, Magnoliopsida, Malpighiales, Euphorbiaceae. The record is from RefSeq and is a predicted model, not a curated record.
AUGGAGUGUGGGGGACACUUUGGAGCAAGCAAGACGACAGCACGUAUCUUGGAAAGUGGUUUGCAUUGGCCUGAUUUAUUUAAGGAUGCUUUUAACUUUGUUCGUCUUUGUGAUAGAUGUCAGAGGUUAGGCAACAUCUCAAAACGACAUGAGAUGCCCUUAAAUAAUAUCCUUGAAGUGGAGAUCUUUGAUGUUUGGGGUUUAGAUUUCAUGGGACCUUUUCCCUCAUCUUACUCCAACCAAUACAUUCGGGUAGCAGUGGACUAUGUUUCAAAGUGGGUUGAAGCUGUUGCCCUUCCAAACAAUGAUGCCAAAAGUGACUCCAUAUCAUCUCUCAAACAAGCGGACAAGUGGAAUUUACCAAUAGAGAAGUCAAAGAAGAUUCCUGGAGGACUAACUGUUGGACCAAUUCUAGAAAAGGACAGGUCAAGAAAACUGAUUCUGGAGACUACUGUUGGACAAUCUAGAAAAGACAGGUCCAAGAAACUCGAUGAUGCUCUAUGGGCUUAUAGAACUGCAUUCAAAACGCCAAUCGGUAUGUCUCCAUAUCGCAUUGUCUAUGGUAAGGCUUGUCACCUCCCUGUUGAAUUAGAGCAUAAGGCAUUUUGGGCCAUCCAAUUUUUAAAUUUCAACACUAAGGAAAGUGGUCAAAAACAGCUUCUUCAGCUAAAUAUGAUGGAUGAAAUGCGCCUCCAUGCAUAUGAGAAUGCCAAAAUAUAUAAGGACCGUACCAAACAAUGGCAUGAUAAGCACAUUAUUUUGAGGAAUCUUAAGGUAGGACAACAAGUGUUGCUCUAUAACUCCAGACUUCGUCAUUUUCCUGGAAUAAUAAGAAGUCCAAGAGGCAGCACGUCAAUUGGCACAACUGUGCUUCAAAGAGAAGAUUGGAAUUUGAGAGACAGAAGCUAG